Messenger RNA from Symbiodinium natans, 1953 nucleotides. Lineage: Eukaryota; Dinophyceae; Suessiales; Symbiodiniaceae. The record is from the annotation of a GenBank genome assembly.
AUGUGUCGAGGUAGCUGGCAGAGCAAGCCAGUUCAGAGCCCGCCUCAAUUAAUUUGGGAGUUCUGCGCUGAACAGUUUCAGAAAUGCGAAUGCACUGGACGCAUGCGCUGGGGCACUCGCGAUAAGUUCCAAGUGUUCCAGCCCCAAGAAGCUCCGUGGCAGUGCGACUUCAUUGCGUUGGGCGAUCCCGCUCCGGGUGAUGACUCAAAGAUAUGCGAAUGUGAAGUGCCGAGAGUGAGACCGCAGGAAGGUCUUGAGUGGGUCUUCUGUGCGAGCCAGUUCAUGUUGUGUGAAUGCCCUGGCCGCGUACGUUGGGGGAACGACAAGCGAUGGAAGAUCUUGCCACAGCAGCACGCAGCUCAGCUUGUUAAGUGCACCACGGACCUUGGCGACCCGUCUCCAGGAGAUGCAGGGAAGCAUUGUGAAUGCGAGCUUGAUCCAACAUCAGCUUUCUUCUCACGAGUGUCGCCAGCAGUGAAGAAGGUCUCCACAUUUCCCAAAGUGGACAAAGUGGUAUCUUGUGAGAUUUUUGAAGCCAGUCAAAAUCAACCAUGGGAUCGAGAGCAGUGGAAAGCCGUGCAGGGCCUGUGUUCAGACCCGGGCUUAGGAAGCGCCUUCCAUUUGCCAAAGCCGGGGGCACUUGCCUUGGAGAACGAAACGCUGAAGUCCAUGGUGGAUGGGUGGAUCAGUGACGGGUUCAGGGACAACUAUUUGAGGCUCUACACAGAAGGAUGGUUGGACGAGGCGUUUGUGAACUUCAUUGGGAGUUCCCCAAGCCAGACGAAGUGGGCCAUGAUCAAUGAACAGCUGAUACGUUCCGUGCAUGUGUUUUCUACAAGACCAAUUGUGGUUGUUCAUUUCGGAAUGGCAACGCCGCGCGAGUGGGAUCCAAUAAAAUACCCCCGCUUGGUCGUCAUACAUGCUGCACCGUUCCCAACGGCUGUGUUCCGUCGGUUCGACCUCAAUAAAUUCCGGUCACUGCUCAUCGCACGAGUGAAAACUGGCAUUCAGCUGGACUCUGACCAGUUCGUUGCCCCGCGGGUAGAUGACCUCUUCGCACGUGCCAGGCAGGAAAGCUCCGAGCUGUAUCCACUGCCGAUUCUCCCCGUCCAUUUCUUGAAGAACGAGCCACGCUGCACGAAAGUGUUCUAUUGCUGGGGCCGUCGCUUUGUGGCCAGCAGUCUUGACAUGAACCGAUUUCAAUGGCAAGAGUCAAGUGUUCGACAGAUAUUGCCAGAAGGGCAAGUGCCAUGUGUCUACGCGAUGGGGCCACGCACAUCCGACAUGGACGUUCUGGGCACUCCCCUUUUUGGGAACUUGGAUCCGCCGUCACCUUCGGGAGCUGGGAUGCGGAACAGACUUGCUUUGAUGUCAGAUGCCAGAAUUGCCUCAGCCUGGAAGGACGAGACAUUGCCGGCUGUUUCGGGCCCGAAGACUGCCCUUCGUGUGACAAAUAUCGACGUGGAUGAGGAGCUUUGCCAAGCAACUUCAUGCGGAAGUACUGGAGCAAGAGGGGAAGGUUGCAUUAGCCUGGUGGAAGAGGAGUUUCAUGUGGCAUGCUUUCAGUCUGGACCUGGUUGCUUUCAGGAUUUGCUGAACAUCGGCACCUGGGAAGAGAAGGGUCACAAGCAGUAUUUCAAGACGCUCCUGCAGCCAAGACAGCCAAGAGCUGCUCACCUCUGCAAUCAAGCGUCGCAUCCCCAGUUCUUCGAUGUCCUUCGCGUGAGGCCGCCCAUCAACUCGGAUGAGGUCUUUCACCCAGCAGGUGCUGCGCUUGUUUUCUACACUGCCCAUCAUGCAGUUGAUCCCAAUGUGUCUGCUUCAAUUAUCGACCAGUUAGACGAACGCUUUCGAUCUGGAAACCUUCCACCUCCUGUGUAUUUCAAAGGAUGCUUCUACCAGGAUGGAGCUGCGCUCAAAAAAGCCCACCCGGACGUGCGAUGUCUGAUUUGA